Messenger RNA from Striga hermonthica, 912 nucleotides. The record is from the annotation of a GenBank genome assembly. NCBI's taxonomy places the organism in Eukaryota, Viridiplantae, Streptophyta, Magnoliopsida, Lamiales, Orobanchaceae.
AUGGAAUCUGGAGUACCAUUGCUAAAUCUACUCUGCGACGAGGAUAUUUCCUCUUUGAAUUCGAAUUUAUUCGACAAAAACGAUAAUCCCUUUGAUUCCAUUACUAUUACAGAGCCCGACUGCGAGUUCAUCGAAAGUUCGUUUCGAAAAGAGACUAGUUUUCGAGCCACUCGAGUCGAAAGAUGGCCCGAAAGUGCCCGUUUGGAAGCCGUCAAAUGGAUUCUUCAAACAAGAGCUCUGUUUGGAUAUCACUAUCGUACAGCCUAUCUAGCAUUAAUUUAUUUCGAUCAAUUCUUGGCUAAAACAUGCUUUUCAGAUGGAAAAACGACGUGGACUAAUAGAAUAUUGUCGGUAGCUUGUUUAUCGCUGGCCGCAAAAAUGGAGGAAAGUAAAGCACGACCCUUAAUCGAAUAUCGUGUCGAAGGAUACGAUUUUCAAGGAAUCGCGAUUCAGAAAAUGGAACUCUGCGUUUUGCACGAACUCGAAUGGAAAAUGGGUGUUUUAACUCCUUUUGCAUAUCUUAACUAUUUUACUGCCAAAUUCUGCACCGAAAAAUCUAGGCUACACGAGAUUGCGACUCGAGCUGCAGAGUUGGUCAUGGCAAUUGUGGAAGAGAUUAAUGCAGCCGAAAAUCGGCCAUCAAUAAUUGCGGCUGCAUCAGUAUUAACAGCAUAUGAUCAUAACUUGGAAAGUGCAGUUUUGGAGGAUAAGAUAAAUUCGAUCCCUUCAUGGGGUUCACCCGAGAAAGACCUCGCGUUCUCUUGUUAUCGUCUACUCCAAGAGAUUGUGAUGCUAAAGACCCCCAAGUCGGCUGUAAUUCCAAGUUCUUUAUUAGCUAAUAAUGAUUCAACCAUCACGUCCAAAUGUGGCUCUAAAAGAAGGCUCAACUUUGGCGAUAGUGAUGAACAUUGA